Cuculus canorus (common cuckoo) is the source of this 7394-nucleotide messenger RNA. RefSeq names its product period circadian regulator 3 (gene PER3). The coding region runs from base 63 to 3530 and encodes 1155 amino acids. The transcript has 21 exons. Gene Ontology annotation, biological process: circadian regulation of gene expression; entrainment of circadian clock by photoperiod; negative regulation of transcription by RNA polymerase II. Lineage: Eukaryota; Metazoa; Chordata; Aves; Cuculiformes; Cuculidae. Gene Ontology annotation, cellular component: nucleus; cytoplasm. The record is from RefSeq and is a predicted model, not a curated record. Gene Ontology annotation, molecular function: transcription cis-regulatory region binding; transcription corepressor binding.
GUGGGAAGCGCGGGAUCCCGCGAGGUGGAGGCGAGGGGUCCGCGCGCCCAUGAGGAGCGGCCAUGGAGGCGGGGGGGCCCGCCGAGCGCCGCAGCGCGGAGCCAACCCAACUUCUGAGUGAGCAGCUGAAUUGUAGUCAGUCUCACAGAGAUCUGAUGAUGAUGAUCCAGGAAAUGAAAAAGUGUUUGCCUGAAGAGAAAAGGAGCUCCAGCAAGCCCAGUACCAUCAAUGCUCUCAACUACGCCUUGCAGUGUGUUCAGCAGGUCCGAGCAAACAAUGACUUUUUCCAGGCUCUGAAUGACCGAAGAGGGUUUCAGACGGAUGUGAUGACAUACAGCAUAGAAGAGCUGGUGGCAGUUGCAUCGGAACACACUCCAAAAAACACUGACACAUUUGUGGCUGUGUUUUCCUUGCUUUCUGGACGCAUAGUGCACAUUUCUGAGCAGGCAGCAUCCAUUCUAAACUGCAAGAAGAAAGUGUUAGACUCCUCCCGGUUUGUAGAGCUGCUUGUCCCUCAGGAUGUGAGUGUGUUCUACACACACACUGAUCAGUCCCACUUGCCGCUUUGGAACACCGAGAGUCAAACAGCAUCUCUGUAUGAAUAUGCCCAGGUGAAGUCCUUUUUCUGCAGGAUCAGGGGUGGUAAAGAUCAAGAACAAGAAACUCGUUGUUACCCCUUCCGAAUCACCCCAUACUUGGUCCGUGUGUGUACUUCUGUCCACCUGGAUGCUGAAUCCUGCUGCUUAGCUUUGGCUGAGAAAAUUCACUCUGGAUAUGAAGCUCCUCGAAUUCCUAUGGAUAAAAGAAUCUUCACCACCACUCACACACCUGGAUGUGUUUUUCUUGAGAUAGAUGACAGAGCAGUGCCUUUGUUGGGUUACUUACCUCAGGAUUUAAUUGGAACAUCCAUACUGAUGUAUUUGCACCCAGAAGAUCGUCCUUUGAUGAUUGCUAUUCACCGGAAAAUCCUGAAAUUUGCUGGCCAGCCCCCUUUUGAACAUUUACCUAUUCGAUUUUGUACUCAAAAUGGGGAUUAUGUCAUUCUGGAUACCAGCUGGUCCAGUUUUGUGAACCCUUGGAGCAGGAAAGUAGUGUUCAUCAUUGGCCGACACAAAGUCCGGACAAGCCCUCUGAAUGAAGAUGUCUUUGCUGCAAGAAGUAAAGAAAUGAGCAGUGUUGAGAAAGAGAUAAGAGAAUUGCAAGGACAGAUUUACAAGCUGCUUCUGCAGCCAGUUCACAGCAAUGUUUCCAGUGGUUAUGGAAGCCUUGGAAGCAAUGGCUCUUACGAGCAUUACAUCAGCAUAGCAUCUUCAAGUGACUCCAAUGGGAAUUGUGCAGAGGAGAUACAAGAACCAAUGACGUUGCAACAAGUUUGCGCAGAUGUCAACCGAAUAAAAAAUCUGGGACAGCAGCUGUAUAUUGCAUCGAGGAGCAAGCCACAGGAUGGAAGUGAACAGGCUGUGAGCUCAGAAACGCUAGGAGGGAAGAGGCACACUGCUUCCUGUUUUCUUCAGACACUGAGAAGUGAUAGCACAGAAGAACCAGGCAAUGCAUUUUAUGAUGAUUCAAAGAAGACUCCACGCGUUCCUUCCUAUCAACAGAUCAAUUGUGUUGAUAAUAUCAUAAGAUAUCUAGAGAGCUGCAGUAUUCCAGCAUUGAAAAGGAAAUGUAAAUCUUCUGCAAAUACAUCAUCGUCAUCUUCAGAAGAGGUCCAACAAAGUCAGCAGGAAGGCGAGGCAUUGGAAGUUAAUUCCCAAACUCCAGUAUCUGCUGAUGGAGAAGAGAGGCUGAAAGACCAGACAAGUGCAGGCAUGGUGGGCGCUCCUCUGGCAGACCUGACUCUCUCCAACAAGGCUCCGAGUGUGGUGUCCAUCACCAGCCAGUGCAGUUACAGCAGCACUAUAGUGCAUGUCCCACACCCGGAAUCAGAAGUCACUACAAUGGAGGAUACUACUGUUGGAAGUGAACAAAUUGAGCUGCCUCCUGUGAAUGCUCAGAGUCUCACUAUGAUGCCUGAGGACUUAGAGCCAGUUGGGCUAACAAAAGAGACGUUGUCAGCCCACACUCAAAAGGAGGAGCAGAACUACGUUGACAAGUUCCGCCAGAGGAUCUUGCUCUCUCCUUUUAGGACUUACCUUCAACAGGGGAGCAGAAGUAACAACGGACAGUCCUGUGGCCAAGGAGAUUCCCCUCCAAAGCAGAUGAGCCCAGCUAGCUGUAAAAAAGGCAAACGUGGAAAAUUCAAGCGGCAGAAACCUCAGAGGCAGUCCUCAGAUAGCCACUCUUCUAGUAAAAAUAGAAGUAGUCUUCCGUGUGAGAAGAGAACAACUCGGAAACAGUCAUCCUCUCCCUCGAAAGUGUCCUGUCUGAGCUCCUCCAGUAUGAAUGCCCUCCCUCCUCUAGGAUUUCCAGCUUCUUCAGAUCCACUGUCUAGUUUUCCAGCCUCUUCUGUAGGACAGGAGCUUGCCCUUCACUCGUUAAAACCUGGGUCCAUGUCAUCGUCCCAACUAUGCUGUGAAGCCCAGUCACACCCAGCCCUUUAUCCCCCUAACAUGGGCACACUUAUGGCUGUAUUUUUUCAGAGUUUCCCCAUGUAUGCUCAGAUGCCUCAAUACGUCUUUCUUCCUAGCCCUCAAUAUGUUUAUCCCCCCUCUUCGUAUCCGUGCGCUACACUACCUCCAGCCCCGCUUCCUUCUACUCCGUCACCAAUAGCACCGCACUGUGUGGAUCAGCCCUUUCCAGUCUCUUCUGCAACAACCAUGGAGGACCAGCAAGAAGGCCAGUGUGACCAGGACCCGCUGCUGAGUAGCUCACGGAGCAGCUCCCCUCUUCAGCUGAAUUUGCUUCAAGAAGAGCUGCCAAGACCUAUGGAGCUUUCCAUUAGUACUGAUGUUAAAGCAUGUGCAGAAGCUAAAGGUGACAACGAUCCAGAAGAUAGUGGUAACAGUUCUAGCCAUUGUGCUUCUUGUGAACUUACUGACCGCUCACUGUAUGAGGACUCCCAGUCGGGUAUGGGUUCAGCAGCAUCAGGUAGCGGAUCGGCUUUAUCUGCUUCUUUAGGUUCUGGCUCCAAUGAGACUUCUGGCUGUGGCACAGCAGGUAGCGGGAAAAGCAGCAAGUACUUUGCCAGUAAUGAUUCUUCUGAAGUUUCCAAAGAAGAGAAGAAUCAGGAAGCAGAAGUAAAAGGAACGGCUCAUAAAUCCAAGCAUGAGUCAGCCUGGGUGAUGAUGGAUCGCACACCUGAGCAAGUUCUAAUGACUUACCAAAUGCCCAACAGAAUUAAAGAGGAGGUUUUAAAGGAGGAUCUGGAGAAGCUGGCAGUCAUGCGCAAGCAGCAGCCUUGGUUCACUGAUGGGCAAAAGAAGGAGCUUGCAGAGGUGCAUACGUGGAUCCGGACCCAGACUGUCCCACUGCAAGUCAGCACCCAAGGCUGUGUUACAUGUGACAUCAGGGAAGCAAGUUGUGAGGCUGCAGUGGCUGAUGACAAUAUGGAAAGCAAGGGAAAAUCAUCUUCGCUCCCGCAACGCUGAAGGCAUCAGCGCUUGUGUCAGUAAAACUGUUUGGUGUAAUUCACGUUCUCUUUUCCUCUGGCUUUGCUACAUACUAGUGGUGAAUGUAUCUGGCUAUCUCUUCCCAACACAAGCAGUUACACAUGUGAAACUAAAUCUUUUUUCACUACCCUGCCGCUCCUGGCAUGAUUUUGAAGACAAUCUUUCACUGGGAGGCUGUUUCUUUUCCUGCCAUCACAGACUUGCUGCAUAAUGGGAUAUGUUUCUAACUUUUGAUUGCUCAAAUGAUGAGCAGGAUACAAAGGCUUUUUGGUUUGGGGUUUUGUUGGAUGGUUUGUUUGAACUUGGCAAGCAAGGGUCUUAAAAAGAUGCAGUGAUUGAGAACUUAGUGAUUAACCUAGCAGAUCAGCAUGUUUACUCUCUCUUUAAGCUAGGUGUGUUGAAACCAGGAUACAGCACAGUGCUCUUUGGUUUUGUUUGUUCAAUAUUUAAAGGUCUAAACUGAAGAUGACAAUGCUCUGAGGAUCUAAAAUCGCUGUGGGUGGUUUGAGACUCCAAUAGGCUUUUUAAUGAGCAGCUGAAAACUGGCCAAGUUAUUCUGCAUCAAAAUGCCUUUCACCAGCUUGUGCCCAUCGAGAAAACUGAAGAGAAGCAAAGCAAUUCUCGAUGUUUUUCCUUACGAGUGGUUUGGAACCAAGCUGGUUAUAGCAUUUCUUUUUAAAGCUGUGUAUCGAGAGAGAGAUGUUUAAAAGUAAUUGAAGGUAACUGGUUUGCAAAUCUGCUAGAGAUUAAAUUAUAAAUAGCCGUCAAAAAAAUAGAAGUAACAAUUCAGAAGUUACUUUCUUACGCAGGAUCUGCUCUCGAAGAAGAGAUCUGGAAAACCUCUGUCAAGGCACUGUAGCCUAGUUAUGAAUUCAAGUAACUACAUGCAAUCUUUUAUCCUAUGUUGCUAGCACUCCAGAAGGCAAAUUUGUAUCUUUAUUUUUGUUGUUUGUGUCAGAGGAGUUAGAUGAGCUGAAUCCAGACAUAGUGAGUAGGAAAUUUGAAGCUAUUUCCGUGUUUUGCUUUUAUUCUGAUGCCAAAAACAAAACGGAAAAAAAAAAGAGAUUGAGCUUUAUUUCUUUUGCUUUCCACAAGUUGUGGAACCAAACUUGAACAUCAAACUUUAUAUUCUUUAUUUCUUACCACUGUUGACUUCUUGGACAAGUUUCAGCCUUUUUCUUUAUAUGGAGUCUCUGCUGAUGAAGUCCAUGGAUGAAAAAUGAGUUUGUGCAUGGUGUGAGUUUGUUGUUUGGAAAGUGGUAACCACUUUCUCUUUCAAUAUGUGAAAAGCCUUGUUCUCAUGUUAAUACUUCUAGCUUAAAGCUGAAUGUCUCAAAGUGCUCUUCAGACAGGGCAUUCUUCACUAAAACGUAGCAGAUUGUCUGAUUUCCCCUUUGUUUAUCAAAAGCUAGAUGUAAUCAGAUUUUCCUUGUGGUGUUACGAAUCGCCUUAGCCUUCUCAAAAAAGAGUUUUAGAAUGUAAUGUAUUAUUCACCCUUUUAUUCUGUGUAAUUCUUCCUUUUUUGCUACGUGAAGGAUUUUCACCUUUUCUGUUUUAUUUACUAGCAAGACUCAAGUUGUUGAGGAAGUUAAAAAUACUGUGAUCUGCAGAUAUUUGAAGGAGAAUACAUUUAUCUAAGGUUUUUGUUACUUUUUAAAACAAUUCAGUGACAAUUUUUGCCCUUAAAGCUUAUUUCAAGUGAAGUUAUUUUUACAGAACUUUAAGUUUUCAAGGCUAGUUUGACUCGGACAGUACUUUUGGUUUGUUUUUUUACAGUAUGCUUGCCUUGCGUGUUUAUACCUAUUGCUUUCUAUUUAUUCUUAAGCUGCUUUUCUCUAUUUGUCUUUCAGUGUUUUCAGCUUAAACUUGUGUUUUCUUGUGUUGUAAAUCAGCAGAGAUUCACGCAUCCUCCAUACUUUUUGUGUUCAAACUCUAGAGGCUUCUUAAAAUAAGAGACUUAAGUAGGUAUUUAAAUAGAGCAAAUUAGUACUCUAAAUGGAAAACGUGGACGAUAGCCUUAUACCUUUCUUUGUCUUUCUCCAGCACUUUCCAAACGUGUUAUUCUGAUUAUAUACACACUACUUAAAAUACUUGCUCUAAGACGUGUAAGAAGAUUCUUUAUGUGUAGGUUCUUUUCUUAAUUGGGAAGCUUCUUAACUAACUUAAUUGUCAAAUUGGACUCAUGCACUAGAAUCCAUUCUAGUUCGUUAUGCUUAAAUUAAAACGACUGCUUUAAUGUAUUUUGUGUCUUGGUGAAAUAGAUGGAUUUGAAUACUUCAGAUAAGGACGGCUGCCUCCUUCGAAAUGGUUUAAACCUGUAAGCUAGGAGAGAAGUUCAGAUAAUCAACUAUUUUGCCGUGCAUUAUUUCCACUCUUCAUGGAAUAAUGCCUCCUAAGCGUGAAAAUGAGAUGGUUUGUGUUAUCUUAGCAGGCUUACAUGCCGUCCACUUCAUGAAACAGUGGGACUUAGUUUAGGAGAAUGGUAAUACGUACCUAACACUUGAAUAAUGCUUUUCAUCCGUAGGUCUGGAAGCAUGUCAAAAAGGUGACUAUCCCAGUUAUAUAAAAAGAGGCAGAGACACAAAGGACUUGCAUAGAUGCGUACCCCAGUUCAUACCAAAUCCAAGAGUAUAAUUUGGGGAUCUUCACUCAUGGUAUCCUGUGCUGUCUUUGCUACAAGCGGUCAAGAUUCUGACCUGUAUGUAGAAACUUGAUCAUGUUAUACGUGUUUCUUGUUUGGAGAUGUUAACCUUUCUUAUACCACAUACUGCUAUGAAUUUGUGCCGAGUAGGGUCAUAUAGCAUCAGAAAUCCUAGACAGUUUUUGUAGUGCUGUGAACACUGUACCCUCUGACCGUAAUGAAAGGUGCAUGUGCUUAGGAGUUUGAAUUUGAAGUCUGUAGUCCUGGAUAAAUCUUAGGUGCAAGAUUACUUGUCUGGGACUAUGCUAGUCCUGGGUCACAGUAAAAAUUAUGGUAGGGGAAAACAAUGUAAGAGGAACAAAAAGGUCAGUCGGUGCCCUGUGUGACAAUGAAACUAAACUAUUUACCUGAAAAUGCUAACGGUCUUGGCUGCGCAAACAGGUUUAGGACAGAACAGUUUCCCGAGCUACUCUUUGCCCUGCUAGAACCACAUCGUCUUGCAAUCAAAUGCCUUAUCAAGCCUUUUGGAAAGGACCUUGUUUCCAUGAGUUUUCAGGAAUUGGUAGUUUUUACUUCAGCUUACAUUAAUCUGUCAGUCUUUGUGGUUUGCUGGAAUAGUUGAAGAGAGUGAGGUAUGGUUCUGAUCUGAAAGACCAAUGGAGUAAAUAUUGCAGACAGUUUUGCCUAUGCUGUUUUGUUUAUAUGACUUUGUUUUACCUAGCAUAAAAAUCUUGCAGACACCUUAGAGCUGCUUGGAAGGUCACUUUUUUGGUGAUCAAAGGGAAAACAUGCAAGUACAGUAAUGAAGCAAUUACUGCCCCCUGUGGGGGUGUCAGCAGUUUGGAAACUCUUGACUUUUGCUGGCAAUUUUACUUGUUAGAUUCAUAAAUACGGAAUUACAUUUUGAAAAGAUGAGUUGAUGGUCAAUUAUUUUCAUGGCAUUGCUAUGAAUGGGAGGGACCCUAGUGUAUUUUUACAGUGUGUGCUAAAUAUUUGCUGAAUGAGUAAUGUAUUGGUAAGUUUAUCUUCCAGCUGAAUCAAGUUUUAAAUUGCAGUUGAAUGAAUUUUUACAUCAGUUGAUAGGAAUAUUUUAUUGAAAUUAUAUUCAGCUGUUGUUGAAUUUACAGUUGUGAUUUUAACUGUACACUUUAAAAAAGCUUCUGUUUUUAUAAAUAAAACUGAAAAAUAUGCUGCAAAGAACU